This is a messenger RNA of Colletotrichum destructivum, 1083 nucleotides long. Its product is annotated as Putative hpcH/HpaI aldolase/citrate lyase domain, pyruvate kinase-like domain superfamily. The transcript is spliced from 2 exons. NCBI's taxonomy places the organism in Eukaryota, Fungi, Ascomycota, Sordariomycetes, Glomerellales, Glomerellaceae. Gene Ontology annotation, molecular function: aldehyde-lyase activity. The coding region runs from base 232 to 1083 and encodes 283 amino acids. The record is from RefSeq and is a predicted model, not a curated record. Gene Ontology annotation, cellular component: cytoplasm.
GACUUACACCGUUGAGGCCACCUGCUAGUGGGGCUGAUAGAGAUAUUGAGCAGUGAAGGAAGAAAUGUCGCAACCGCUGGUAGGGAGAUUGCUACCGGGAGAAGCGUUCCGAAAUGAUAAAGGUGUUCCUCGUUCCCUCGCUUUCGAGUGGGAGGAGCCCAUCCAUCAACAUUCGUCAUCAGGCUCAAAAGUGGUUGCAGCGAUAAAACCGUCCAUUCAUUCCAGCUCGACAUGACUUUACAACCCCUAAAUGAGACCCAAGGGUCCAAGGCCCAGCUGGUAACGAAGCACAUCGCGCCGAACAAUCUCCUCUCGUUGGCUUCCCAGGGCAAAAUCUGCACGGCUUUUGGCAUCAAGAUCAUUGCUGGCGGCGAGAUUGUCCAGAUUGCAAAGGCCGCCGGCUACGACUCUCUGUUUAUCGAUCUCGAGCACACCACGCUGACGAUACGCGAUGCUGGCCAGCUUUGCAUCACCGCCAACUCGGCCGGCAUCACCCCGUUCGUCAGAGUACCGCACGAGUGCGGCUUGGGAUUCAUGCAAAAGGUACUCGAUGCCGGUGCCAUGGGCAUAAUCGUCCCGCACAUUCACACCGUGGACGAUGCGCGCCGGGUCAUCAAUGUGUCCAAAUAUCCUCCCCUUGGCCAUCGAUCCAUCAGCGCCGGCUUCUCUCACUUCGAGUACGCUCCGCUCCAGCCUAGUGUGAUCCAGGCCGAGCUCAACGCCGCGGGCUCGACUGUCUUCAUCAUGAUCGAGACGGCUGAUGCUCUCUCAAAUGUCGAUGAGAUCGCGGCUCUCCCAGGCUGUGACGUAUUACUGGUUGGAUCAAACGACUUGGCCAGUGAAAUCGGCACGCUGCCUGACUGGGACCAUCCCGAUUUCAUCGAGGCUCUCCGCAAGGUGGGAGCAGCCGCUUCCAGGCACGGUAAGCAGAUGGGUAUUGCAGGCUUGUACCACCGACCGGACAUUCUAUCCAAGGUGAUUAACGAGUUUGGGGCCAAAUGGAUCGUUGGCGCCCAGGAUGUUGGGCUCUUGCUGGCUGGCGGCCGGGCCAACUCGGAUUUGCUGCGAAGCUUGCAGGCUUGA